Botrytis sinoallii is the source of this 2001-nucleotide messenger RNA. RefSeq lists its product as uncharacterized. The coding region runs from base 1 to 2001 and encodes 666 amino acids. The record is from RefSeq and is a predicted model, not a curated record. The transcript has 5 exons. NCBI's taxonomy places the organism in Eukaryota, Fungi, Ascomycota, Leotiomycetes, Helotiales, Sclerotiniaceae. Gene Ontology annotation, biological process: regulation of DNA-templated transcription; DNA-templated transcription. Gene Ontology annotation, molecular function: DNA binding; zinc ion binding; DNA-binding transcription factor activity, RNA polymerase II-specific.
AUGGAUCACGCCAAAAGAAUCGACCUUGCCUGUGUUGAAUGCCGACGAAGGAAGCGCAAAUGCGACGGGAGAAAACCACAAUGUUCUUCAUGCCAGGCUCAAGAAAGAGAGUGUGUUUACGAGAAUGAGCGAAGCAAUCGAAAACGCAAGAGAGACCCAGAAGAGGUUGAACAACUCGAAGAACAAAUUGAGAUCCUUCUACAAAGGGUAAAAGAAUUAGAGAAUGAAGCUUCUUCUGGUAACUCUACGCGCAAUGCUACUCUAGCAUCAACAUCUUCGCCCACAAGGCCAGGGAUGGAUGGGCUUUCUGGAGCUCCUUCUAACCAAGAAACACGAUCGGCUUCUGCAGUCGACGAGGUAGGAAAUUUGAUGUGGAAGCUUAAGAUAGAUAGCAACGGAGACACUUCAUUUAUUGGCCCGUCGUCUAACCUCCAGUUUAUAUCUGCUGCUCAAGAAUCCAGAAGUGACAGCCAGCUUCAAAGCAAUCCGAGAAUCACGGCAUCUGAUAUGCCUUCGUUAGACCAGUGUCUUGCGGAUAAGGCGUUGCAACAGGAGCUCUUUGAUGUCUUUAACUCUGUUGUGAACCCAAACAAUCAAUUUAUUGAUCCGUUUUUUCUCAACAACUUCGAUGUUCUUUCUACUGGAGCUGACUUGGAUGAGAUAUUGCUACGAACUGCAAUGUUUGCUCUUGCAGCUUGUUUUUCCGCGAGAGAAAAUGCUACUCAUAUCGGCGAUAUGUUUUACAAGAGUGCUGAGAAUAUUGUCCAGCAGUGUUGUCGAAUCUGCCCAUCGCUUGUUACCGUUCGGGCGUUGGCAAUGCUGUGCUGGCGGGAUCUCACCUUAGACAAUGAAAAUACGGCCUGGAUGUAUAAUUGUAUGGGCGCAGCUCUAACAACACAACUUGGCUUGCAUGUGGUGAAUCUGCAGAAUAUCGCAGGUAUCUCACCUGAAAGCAAAGACUCGCGUAUCCGAACAUUCUGGCUUUGGUUUCGGAUCGACCGAAUUGCUACAUUCAGCUUAGGAAGACAAUGCUGUAUACCAUGGACUCGUGUCAGAACUCCAUGGUUAGAGAGUAUUCUGACAUCAUCAGCGACGCUCCCAGAGCUCGUUUUCAAUUACGAGUGUCAGCUUCUUUUUUUAUUCGACAAAUAUAUGGAUCAAAUUUACUCAUUCCAGUUUCAUGAAUUGGACAGCCAAAGCCGCAAUAAACUUUUAUUCGAUGCCCGCGAAGCCUUAUGUACCUUCUAUAAUGAAAUGAAUAGACAGCUAUCGAGCGAACGGAACGGACAGUCUAGCACCACUAUCAGUCUCCGAAUGACAUAUCACAUGUGCCUCAUAUUGGUGCAGCGACCCCUAUUGCGCGAAGACUCCAAUGGUGCUCUUUACCGCAUGGCUGUGCAAUCAUCAAACUCUUCAGCUGUCGCUAUCACGAAUUUGCUCCGAGACUAUCGAAAAGCCGGAUGUCUCCGAACCGCUCCUUUUGUCGUAGUACACCAUGUUCUUACCGCAGCCAUUAUGCAUCUGCUUAGUGUAACCUCCUCGAAUGGUACUUUGCGUAAGCGAUCAAUUACUCGAUUCCGAGAGUGUAUAGAAGCGCUAGGAGAAAUGAAGUAUGCUUGGAAGCGAUUGCGAAAGGCCAUCGCGUUGCUUCAAGAACUUGCGCAUAGAUGGUCUGUAGUAUUUGCAUUGCCAAUGCGACUAAGCUAUCCUCUGCCCGCGCACUCCCAAAAUGAUAUUUCAAGCGAGCAUAAAGAUCAAUCAUCGAUGGAAUACCAAAUCACAGCCUCUUCGGAAACACACAACAAAGACGACAAUUUUGCAAAUUCCUACUCGGCCGACAAGCUCGAAAAUCUUCCUUUGAAGGACGAUCUUCCUGAAACAGAAAUUAAGCAAGGUAGAGGUUUCGCAAAUUCUGACUUCACGCUGGGAAUUUAUGAAAUGGGCGACCCGUUUCAGUUAAACGAUAUGAAUUGGUUAUUUCCUCCUUUAGAUCAACCUUAA